Molecule: messenger RNA, 2190 nt
Organism: Mugil cephalus (flathead mullet)
Lineage: Eukaryota; Metazoa; Chordata; Actinopteri; Mugiliformes; Mugilidae
Gene: chrng
Product: cholinergic receptor, nicotinic, gamma
Exons: 12
Coding region: 165-1787 (540 amino acids)
Biological process (GO): chemical synaptic transmission; regulation of membrane potential; signal transduction
Cellular component (GO): synapse; postsynaptic membrane; neuron projection
Molecular function (GO): transmembrane signaling receptor activity; acetylcholine-gated monoatomic cation-selective channel activity
Source: RefSeq, a predicted model, not a curated record
CGAGCCCUGACUUCUGCUGGGAAACACACACACACAGUCACACAUAGUCACACAUAGGCAGAGCGCCAGCAGCCUCGUCUAGUAGCGUCUUUGUGCAUCAGAUUAGUGAUCACGGCUUCCUCUCAGACAGCGCUGCACAAACGCACACGCACGCACGCACACUGAUGGAUUCUGGACCUCGGCGCUCCCUGACACUCUUUGUGAGGGUGCUCAUGAUUUCAGCCACAGCAUCGGCCGUUAACCUUGAGGGAGAACUUUUCAAGGAUUUGAUGAAGGGCUACAACAAGAACGUUCGGCCCAUGGAGAAGAGUGGAGACAUCACUGAGGUCACCAUCAAGAUGACGCUCACCAACCUCAUCUCUCUGAAUGAAAAGGAGGAGGCCCUGACGACCAGCGUCUGGAUAGAGCUGAAAUGGUGCGACUACAGGCUCAGGUGGGACCAGCCGCCCAGGUCGGCUCUGUACGGGAACAUCACCUCUGAGCUUCGCAUCCCUUCUAAAAGCAUCUGGCUGCCUGACGUCAUACUGGAGAACAAUGUGGAUGGACAGUUUGAGGUGGCACUUUACUGCAAUGCGCUGGUGUCUCCUGACGGCUGUGUGUACUGGCUGCCUCCCGCCAUCUACCGGAGCGCCUGCGCCAUCACUGUCAACUACUUUCCCUUUGACUGGCAGAACUGCACCAUGGUUUUCCGCUCCCAGACCUACAGCGCCAAUGAGAUCGAGCUGGUUCUCAAAGAGGAGGAUAACCACACACUGGAGUGGGUGGAUAUUGACCCGGAGGCUUUUACAGAGAACGGAGAGUGGGUGAUAAAACACAGACCAGCCAAGAAGGUGAUCAACACUCAGUACAGUAAAGACGAGCUGGGGUACCAGGAGGUUGUCUUCUUCCUCAUCAUCCAGAGAAAGCCCCUCUUCUACAUCAUCAACAUCAUCGCUCCCUGUGUGCUCUUCUCCUCACUCGGCUUGUUGGUCUACUACUUACCUGCCAAAGCCGGUGGCCAGAAGUGCACCAUGUCUAUUGCCACGCUUCUGGGCCAGACUGUCUUCCUCUUCCUUAUUGCGAAGAAAGUCCCAGAGACUUCAAAGGCUGUUCCUCUUAUUGGAAAGUAUCUGAUGUUUGUGAUGUCCGUGACCACCAUGGUAGUGAUGAACUGCGUGAUAGUUCUCAACGUGUCCCUGAGAACACCAAACACUCACAUAAUGACGGACAAAGUCCGAAAGAUCCUCCUAAACAUCCUGCCUCGGCUGCUGAGGAUGCAGAUGCAACCGUGGACACCAGACGCAUCAGAAACUCCGUCUACAGGCAAGAAGGCCGUGUAUCGACGCCGCAGCUCCGUGACUGUCAUCACCAAGGCAGAAGAAUAUGCUACGGACAUGGCUCGAUCUGAGCUCAUGUUUGCCAGACUCAAAGAGAGAAACGGUUUGAUGAAGUCAGUCUUAGAGAAGCUACGUGUCGGUCUGGAGGGAGGCACAGCUGAGCAGCUCAGCACCAGCCUAGCGAAGGCCUCUCCGGAGCUGAAGCAGUGCGUCGCCUCCUGCAAACACAUAGCAGAGACCGCACGUCAGCAGAACAACUUCCAGAAUGAGAAUGAGGAAUGGUUCCUGGUUGCCCGGGUGAUCGACAGGGCCUGCUUCAUUGUCAUGGCGCUGGUGUUUUUCAUCGGCACCAUUGCCAUCUUCCUGAUGGGCCAUUUCAACCAGCCGCCCUCCUCGCCUUUCCAUGGGGAUCCGAAGAAGUACCUCCCUCCAUUAAACAAUGUUACUGAUAUCGCAGACAUUCUGGUGUGAACCAGGAAGAAAAUCGCUGGAUAUCACCCAAAAAUGGAAAUCUGACAGUGUCUGACUGAGACACAGAGAUUUAAGAAGAUGCAGCUGCAUGUGCAGUAUUUUCAGCAUUGUGUCAGUUGGGGGUCUGUGGACUGUCACAGAACUUCAUCUACAUGUCACUCUUGUUAAUGACGACUGCUGUACAGUUGUGUGGAUGCAUGCUUGUAUCAGCUGUAACAGACAACGAUGUUUUGCUGUAUAAGAAUAAGGAGUUGUAUUUGCUGGCUGCUUCACUCGCUGCUGAUGUUUAUAUAAAGUUCAUGUCCAUCGUGAGCCAUGGUGUUGAUCACACAUGUAAGUACUGUACAACCAAAUGUUCCAACUCAGUUUUUUUUUUUUUUUUAUCAAUAAAAAGUAUAAGGGA